Molecule: messenger RNA, 3453 nt
Organism: Trifolium pratense (red clover)
Lineage: Eukaryota; Viridiplantae; Streptophyta; Magnoliopsida; Fabales; Fabaceae
Product: calmodulin-interacting protein 111
Exons: 11
Coding region: 230-3142 (970 amino acids)
Cellular component (GO): chloroplast; cytoplasm
Molecular function (GO): ATP hydrolysis activity; ATP binding
Source: RefSeq, a predicted model, not a curated record
AUUAUGUAACUUAAAAAAAAAAAACUUAAUCUUGACAAAAAGAAAUUCAAAAUCAACAAUGUGAACAUUGUGAAGAAGUUGUUUGUAAAACCCUACCAAGUCAAAUCCAUCUCCAUUUGGGUACAAGUAAAACCCUACCGUGAGAGAAAAGGUUCCAACCUUGUUCUUCUUCUUAACUCACUUCAACAACAAAUUCAAACUCCGCUGUCAAAAACGCACACUCUCAACCAUGCCUUCUUCCAAUUCAAAGCACAGUAACAGCAAUAGCAGCAGCAACAAGAAGCAAUCAAAAUCAAACUCAAAAUCAAGGUCACAAUCGUCAUUUCCCGAUGCCGCCACUCCACCCCGAACCACCACCGCCGCCGAACCACAACAACUCACUUCUCUCAUCCAACAAGCUUCUCAAAUCUUCCCAUCCUUCAUUUCACAAUCCGCUUUCAUCGCCGAAAUCACCGACAUCGAUACCACCAAUUCAGCUUCCAAAGGCGCUAAAAUUUGGCUUUCUGAGCCUUUUAUGGUUGCAUCUUCUCUUGCUCCCGGUUCACUUGUUUCUGUGUCUAUUCCAUCUUCAAGUAAAGGGGUUGCGCAAUUGCAUGGAUUUCCUCUCAUGUCAUUGACUAAUGAAUGUGUUAAAUGCUAUGGGUUGAAAACUUGUGCCACAUUGGAUGAUAAUGCUGCUGGAAAUUACUUUGUUCUUGCAACGGUUUUUCCUUCUACAAAGGUAUUGAAGAAUGGAGUACGCCUGUCUUUAAAUCUUUCCUUUGCGAUGGGAUGUCCUAUUUCGGGCACAUGUGUGUUUGUUCACCCAUUACAGAAACAAUCCUUGGUAUAUAAUUGCAAAGAGUUAUAUCUUCAAUUGGCUCCUUGUAAGAUUGGGGCACCAUUGAAAGUUAAUCUCCCCUCAUCGGACUUGUCUAAGUCAAGAUCCCGUGCCCAAUCUGAGAAUGAUAUUGUUGCAUCUCCUACAACACCUUCUUAUGGAUCAAAGUUUUCGAAUGACAGUGUGUAUUCUUCCCCCAUAUUUGAAGAUUCAACAUCAAGUGUAACCAAUUCCAAUGGUCAAUCGGUGGCUUCAUUUGAUGUUAGCAAGGCAUUAGGAAAUGAAAGUUCCAAAAAGUUAUUAGAAACAUGUGCAACUUCAUGGUUAUACUCUCGUUGUAUGUUGCUAGGGAAUCUUGUCAAUGUCCCAAUGUUUUCUGAGUUUUGCAUUUUCCAAGUGACGGGAAUUAAAAAGGGGUCAACUAACAUACCUGACUAUUGUCUAUUGAAUGGGAACAGUGAUUUAAAUCUUGAGGAUUCUGAUAUGCUAGAGAAUGUGAAUCUGGCUUUCACUGUCAAUUGGGAAACAAAGGUAUUUUUAUCUUUGCCUUCAUAUGCAACAUUUGAAGAGUCAAUUCGAAUGGAUUUAUCAUGUCUGAAACUUGAUGACAAGGAUGUUAAACCCAGCAGUGAUAAUAUUUCUAAAUUAGGUGGUCUAUCUAAAGAAGAAAUGUUUUUAAAGGAAAUAAUUUAUUCUUCAAAGAACGAUUUUUUACCAAGUUUUGAUACGCAGAAUACCAGAGGUGUCUUUCUUCAUGGUCCACCUGGUACGGGAAAGACUUCGCUGGUUCAAUUAUGUGCUCAUGAUGCUGGGGUCAAUUUUUUCUCAAUAAAUGGACCUGAAAUUGUUACCCAGUACUAUGGGGAAAGUGAGAAAGCAUUGAAGGAUGUUUUUGAUUCAGCCACUCAAGCUUCACCUGCCGUGAUAUUUAUUGAUGAAAUAGAUGCAAUUGCCCCUCCAAGGAAAGAUGGGGUUGAAGAGCUAUCUAAAAGAUUGGUUGGAACCUUAUUGAAGCUGAUGGAUGGAAUUAGUAUAAAUGGAGGAUUAGUUGUAAUUGCUGCUACUAAUAGGCCUGACCAUGUUGAUCCAGCUCUCAGACGACGUGGAAAAUUUGACCAGGAUAUUGAAAUUGGUGUGCCAUCAAAAGCCCAACGAGAAGAUAUUUUGCGCACUAUUCUCUGUGAAAUAGAUCACUCUCUUUCUGAGACGCAAAUUGAAGAGCUUGCUUCAACAACUCAUGGAUUUGUAGGUGCUGAUUUAGUUGGCCUCCGCAAUUGCGCAAAUACUAUUUGUCUACGACAUUCUAUCGAACUUAAACUUAAAAAGACUUGCAUUGGUAGUUUGGAUGACAUAACAGAGGAACCCGCUCCGACAAAUAGUGCAACAAACUCAAGCGACCAUUCAGAAAAGAGACAAGUGACUUUUGAGGAUUUUCAAAAGGCUAGGCUCGAAAUAAGACCUAGUGCCAUGAAAGAGGUGACCCUUGAGGUUCCAAAGGUUAAAUGGGAAGAUAUUGGCGGCCAAAGGGAAGUCAAAAACCAAUUAUUGGAAACACUAGUAUGGCCCCAAAAGCACCGGGAUGCAUUCACCCGUAUUGGAACUGAUGCUCCAUCAGGUGUAUUGAUGUAUGGGCCUCCAGGUUGUAGCAAAACCCUAAUGGCACGUGCAGUUGCUUCUGAAGCAGGACUGAACUUUCUAGCAGUCAAGGGUCCUGAACUCUUCAGCAAAUGGGUUGGCGAAUCUGAGAAGGCUGUCAGAUCAUUGUUUGUUAAAGCAAGGGACAAUGCCCCAUCAGUAAUAUUUUUCGAUGAAAUAGAUAGUCUUGCUAUGAAUCGUGGGAGAGAUGGUGAUGGUGUUUCCGUGUCUGAUAGGGUCAUGGCUCAACUCCUUGUUCAAAUGGAUGGUGUGCGUAGCAGAGGUGAUGUUGCUGUUAUAGCUGCUACAAAUAGGCCAGACAAUAUUGAUCCUGCUCUUUUAAGACCAGGACGAUUUGACCGUCAGCUAUAUGUUGGACCUCCAAAUGAGAAGGACCGAGAAGAGAUCUUUAGCAUUCAUUUGCGCAAAACUCCAUAUGAUUCUGAUGUUAGCAUGAAAGAACUGGCUCAACUGACAGAUGGUUAUACUGGGGCUGAUAUAUCACUUGUAUGUCGACAAGCAGCUCUUGCAGCAUUGGAGGAAAGCUUUGAUGCUUCUGUUGUAACAAUGAAGCACUUUAAGAUGGCAAUCGAACAAGUUCAGCCCUCUGAAAUUCAGUUCUAUCAAAAAUUCUCAGCAACAUUUCAUAGGGGCGUGCGCUCUGAUGCGGUCGACGUAAAUGGUUAACUUAAUCACAUGCACUUAACACACCAUAAUGCAUGUUUACGAUAAAUUAAGAGUGUGUUUGGACGAAGCAAUGUUUUGAGGUAAUGUAAUGUAAUUUUUUGAGAGAAUUCAAAUUCUUCAAUGUAAAUUUUGUUGUUUAGAUGAUUAAUUUAGAGAAUUUUUAAAAUGAUGGAAAUUUAAGAGGUAUUGUAUCCAAGUUAAAUUUAGGGAAACUCAAAUGACACUCAAACAAUAGGAAUUUGAAAUUCCUUCCUUAUUCGAUACAAUGUGAAUAUUAAAUUGGUUCUUAUAAUUUUAUCAAUUCUUGCAAA